Messenger RNA from Dracunculus medinensis (Guinea worm), 561 nucleotides. NCBI's taxonomy places the organism in Eukaryota, Metazoa, Nematoda, Chromadorea, Rhabditida, Dracunculidae. The record is from the annotation of a GenBank genome assembly.
AUGGAAAAAAAACUCGAAAUUUCCGUUUUGAAAGAUCAGAAACGACUCGAAACAUAUGCAAAAGCGGAACAGUUGUCCUCUGAUGAAUUGGUAAUUUCGCGUGAGAUUGCCCGUUUAACUCUCGAUCAACGAAGAAUUAUCAAAGAAUCAAUGCAAUAUUUGAAACAAGAUGAAUUAAGAAAUGGUUGGGCAAUUUUUGUCAGAUUUCUUUCCCAACAUCCAGAACUGAAGAAAAUUUGGCCACAGUUUCGGCCCGUCGCGGAUAGUUCUUUAAUUUCUUCUGAUGUUGUUAAGGCACACGCUUUGACUUAUAUGAAAGGUCUAAAUCAUAUUAUUGAUAAUAUGGACGAUGAAAUUCGUCUAUCAAUUGCAAUCAGAAAAAUCUCCCAGUCUCAUGCUAAAUGGCAAAUAAGCAAGAAAAAUGUGAUGGAUAUGGUACCUGAGCUUAUUGUAGUCCUUAAAUCGGGAACACAAAUUAUCGAUGAGGCAACAGAGGAUGCGUGGUGUACGCUCUAUGCUAUUAUUGGAAAUCUGAUUGAAUAUUUUAAGCGAAAAUAUUAA